Messenger RNA from Elgaria multicarinata webbii, 670 nucleotides. RefSeq names its product outer dense fiber of sperm tails 1 (gene ODF1). The record is from RefSeq and is a predicted model, not a curated record. The coding region runs from base 1 to 612 and encodes 203 amino acids. Gene Ontology annotation, cellular component: polymeric cytoskeletal fiber. The transcript is spliced from 2 exons. NCBI's taxonomy places the organism in Eukaryota, Metazoa, Chordata, Lepidosauria, Squamata, Anguidae.
AUGGCAACCCUCUGUCACGCUUUGGAAGCUGUGAGGCGAGAUUUAAGACGAACCGAUAGGGAAAUAAAGAGGCGCUUAAAGCUGAUAGACAUGCAUUGCUGCCAUAGGUACUGCGGUCCACCCUCCCGUUGCCUCUGUAACAUAAGCCUCCAUCCACAUUGCUGCUGCCUAAUUCACCCGUAUCCGCACUGCCUAUGUGACAUACUGUGCUGCCAUCCCUGUCGAACCCCCUGCCUCACAGCUUUGGAGCGGAAGGCAAUAAGAGCUAAAAUAGAAGCUGAGCAAGAACUGGCCAGGAUUCGAAGAAGGGUUACUAAGAUGCUGGCAACAUGUAGUCGCCCAAAGCUGUUAGCUUUAAUGGACGUUAAGGGUUUUGACCCAGAGGACAUUACGGUGAAAGUGCAAGAUGGGAAGGUUAAAGUUUCUGCUGAACACGAAGAAGAAUUCAAAACUUGUAGAGGGAAGGAGUACAACUAUUCCACUGUCACCAAGGAGAUCUGUCUGCCACCGGGAGUGUCUGACAAUGACGUCACUUACACCAUAGGACCCACCAGCCUUGUGAGGAUAGAAUCACCAGGCUCUGUGCCUCCUUGUCUCCUUAGUCUCCUUUGAAGACACUGGAUGAUUGGCGCUGGUAGCUGAUCAGCAUAAGGAUUUAAUACUGUAGAUC